AUUAGCUGAUCUCGCACAGCGGAAGGAGGACGUGUGUGUCGUUUGGCAGGGAAAAAAGUACCGAUUUAUUAGGUAAGUUCUACCUUACCAGACAGGUGAAACAGGACUCCCAGGUGUUUUCUGUCAUCGGUUGCAGGUAGCGAACUCUCAGCAGUUAGACGGGCCAAGCAGGAGUGGACUUAGCCCUUGUGUCGGAGAUGGCUUUGUAAACACUCGCUCGACCGUUACCGUUAGAAUGUUCAACAUUUGAACCUGGGGACGCAGAGGAAACAGCAUGGCUGCCCUGACUGUUCCAUUCUCGCUUAGCAAGUCUCCGCUCAAGAUUCUCAACCGCGGGCCGGAUUUUUUCCGUGAGCAGGCCCUGAGCAACAACAAGAAGGAAUCCCGUCAGGGGAAGUCUGCACGAGAGCUCCUGGAAGAAACCAAGGGAAAGUAUGUGAAGAGUGUGAAAGUACGGGUACAAAAGCAAGAACCUGCAAUCACGAAAAAUCCUAAUGCGAAGCCCAAGGUUAAGAACAGACCGAAUGCAUCAUGGCCUCCUGCGAAAAAAUCGGAGGGUAAGCCUGAAGUACCACCAAAACCUGUUGCCAUUCUGAUGAAGAACGAGGUGUCAAACUCAGCACCUGACGUUAAGCGACCAAGCCCCAGCAAAAGUGAGACGUCCUGCUCCAUGCCGGACUUGCUGAAACAUUCGCAACAAGUUGACCAAAACAGCAAUACAAUAAUUGACGCAGAACUGCCCAACUCCCAGCCCAAGAGGUCAACCACAGAGGAUCAAGACUCUUCAGACACUGAGGGGGCAAAAAGCAGUGAAUUUUUACAGACUUGUACAGCGGAGGAGCUUCUCUCCAAUACCCAGAAUUCCUUAAAGCAUGUAGGAUUCCCUCUGCUGAGAAGCCUCAAACUGAACCCAACAAAAAAGCACAAACAGCAGGAGAGUUGUAGAGAAAGGCUUCGGACACGCAGUUUCUCAGGGUCCUCCCAGAAAAGUGGCAGCCUUCGACGAUCCAAGUCAGAUGUUGGACACAGAUUCCCACAAACGCAAGCAGACAUAGACAAAUUUUUCAACACUCUAGGGUUUGACAAUGGAGUCUCCUCACCGAUAAAACGGGCACAGAACACAAGUAGCCAGUUUUUCAGUGACUCAAACUCUGUGAGCAUAUCGGUCAGUGAGGAUCGAGACUCUGCUGAUCGCCCUGACGGAGAGGAUGCGGACAUGGACCGCAUCCCUGAAGGACCAUCUGUUAUUGAGAGAAAUGCCAGAAUUAUCAAGUGGAUGUACCACUGCAAGAAGGAGAGAGAGCACAGACCAACAAGUGGAGUGACAGACUUGUGAGAUACCCAACAUAGAGAUAUCCAGGAUUUUCUUCAGGCCAGCCCAGCAGCUACAUUACUGACCCUUUCAUCACAUGAAGCAACUGUUGCCAUGGAUGAGGGCUGGUCACAUUCUUUGUAUGAUGCUUAUGACAGCUUAUCAAGGGACAGCAGUGGUCAUGUCAUGCUAAGUUGUCAUAGCUUAUUGUGAACAGUUGAUUCUGCCAUAGCCUUACUGAAAAUCCCACGAAGAAUGUGACAGUGCCUUUUAUGAUUGUCUGACAUACUUAGCACUGGACAUGAAAUUAUAGCAGGAAGGGUCUGCAAUGGCACAUCCAUUUUUUCCCCAGGUUGAUGUACCAUUGUCCAUUGAAUUAAAAAGUACCUUUGUUUCAAAAGUAUCUUUGUAUCAGAGAAUCAAACUGAUUAUGACAGAACAUUGGUGAGCAUUUGUAAAAGACCUGUACAUACUAAUGAAAAGAAGAUGGACUGCCCACAGGGAAAAAGGGAACCCAGUGCAUUAUACUUUACCUGUUAUGUUGAGAAGUUAGAAACCCUUAGGUAAGCAUGCUGAAAUAAUUUUGCUUGUCUGAUAUGAUGUGUCCUCGUGUAAGAUCAUCGUUCUAGGGAGAUCAUUGAGGAUUGAACUACUUUUAUUGUACAUGUAUGUUAGAUGUAAUGACUGGUUGACCAGUGAUGGGCCUUUGUUUCUUGAAGCUUGACAUGGUGCUUUAUGUACAUGAAACAAAGCUAAUCUUGUCUUCUGUAUGUAUUGAAUGUAAACUUGGCAGGAAAUCUAAAUCAUAUGUAAGUAUUGACUAUUGUAUUGUACUAAUUGACCAGGGUACAACUGCUGUGUCAGACUUGCAUCCUUUAUAGAAAACUAUGGUAUUGUACUUAUGUAUAGGGUUAAUAAUUGACGGUUUAAAUUUCGUGUGUAUCAUCAGCCAACUCUGUCACAGUAUUGCAUUGGUUUUUUUUUCAUUUGCAUAGCUUGGCCUUUUGCAAAGUAGAAUUUAUGUUGUAAUGUUGGUUAAAGUACUUGUGGAGAGAGUGUAAGAAAGUUAUUUAUAGUGAAUUGUUGUGUUAUGCUUUUUGUAUAGUCUUAGCUUCAGGUGAAGGUUUCAUUCAGUAUUGUAUAGGUUUCACCAGAACUGUUGAACAGUCAAACGAUAGGAAUUCUGGGAGUUGUGGUUUAGAUGUGUACAAAUUCUACAAGGAAUUAUAACAAAUAAUUCAUCAAUUUUUCAACUGUAUUUGUCAGUAUUUAAUUUGUUUUCUGGCAGCAGCCUUUUUUGGAAUGCUACAUACAAUGUAUGUCAAUAAAUUGGCUGACCUUAAUUUGCACUUGAUCUCACAAAAAGUGAACAAAUUUCCUGACAUACCAGUCCUAGUUAUACACCACUAUAACGAGCAUGUACAUGUAGUGUACUUUCACGAGAUGACACUGCUGUCAUGCUAGUUGGUUGAUAGGAAGAGUCUGAUGUAUAAAUUUACAUGACUGUAAUUUCAGGUUUAACCAUCCAGCAUGGUGGACAAUGUUCUUAGUCACGUGACGAGUGCAAGCACCCCGUAGAGAACAUAUCUGUGCAUACAGCUUCAAUGUACAUGUAUUUCUAUAUACUAUAUAUUAUAUAUUAAGAAAACUACUGUUAGUGGUGUAUAUCUUGGAAUCAGUUGCCAUCCAUCAGCUUUGACACAUCUUGAACUUGCUUGAGUUCUGCUGUUGUCCGCAAUUUUUGUAGGAAUGUCCAGAGAAGUUGCACAACAGUUAGCACAUACAUUACUUCAAGUAUCUUUCUGUAAAAGCUGUGUAAAAUUUUGAAGCUGAAUGCUUUUGUCCUGGAUAUCUUAACUAUUUUAACAUUCCAGGCAGAAAUGUUCUUCCAGUUUGAACUUUCCUCAGUAUGGCUGUAUUUAUACUAGUAUGAAAGUUGUUCAUUUGAUAUACAAAUAUGUAGCUUACCACUUACACAUUAUCCAGUAAUGACCCUUUUUAUCAGCAUCAAGCAAUGUACUGAGUCAAGGUCUGCCAAAUGUUACUGGCAUAUUUUUUAUGGACCACACAGAGUUUGUAAUAUCUUUGUACAAUGUUGCUCUGCUGAACGUUUGAUCUCAGCAAGGACGUUAUAUACAUUAUAUAACAUCUUUGGUGUCAGAGGACUCAAAAUGCGUUGAAUCUUUGAAGCGUGUCUUACUAGCUGUACAUAAAAGUGGUAGUUUUGAUAUUCAUUACAAAGAAACAUGAGUAGACUAUUGCUUUUAUCUCUUGGUUGAUGGCAGAUAUCUGUAGAACAAAGUGAGUUUGUCACACCCCAUUGAAAUGUUUUUUUUUUUCAGAUUGCUGUAACUUGAACAAAAUGUUGUCCUUCUUGAUCUAUAUGGUCCAAAAUAUUAUUGUGAUUGAAAAGGAAUCUCAUCACACAUGUACUGGUGGACCACACCCAUUUGAUUUCUUGGUUCAUGUAGAUUAAUCAAACUCUAUUAUUAACAUCUGAAUAUAUGAUAUACAAGAACAAAGAAUUUAGAUUGGUGUGGAUCUUACUACUUAGUAGUGCCAUUUCUGGUUGAAAUUGAAACUACCAAAUUGAUAACAUCUUGGAAUGUUGGCCUUUGCUAAUAUUGUAGCUAAUGCAGAUUUUGUGGAUUGAUGUGUACAGUUUACUACUUUUGUAAUAUGCAAUAAAGUGAGAUACCCUGGUGGUCAUAUGGCAAA
Messenger RNA from Branchiostoma floridae (Florida lancelet), 4030 nucleotides. Its product is annotated as protein FAM110B-like. The transcript has 4 exons. The record is from RefSeq and is a predicted model, not a curated record. NCBI's taxonomy places the organism in Eukaryota, Metazoa, Chordata, Leptocardii, Amphioxiformes, Branchiostomatidae. Bases 275 to 1336 code for a protein of 353 amino acids.